Messenger RNA from Salvia miltiorrhiza (redroot sage), 1188 nucleotides. Its product is annotated as (+)-neomenthol dehydrogenase-like. Bases 90 to 1001 code for a protein of 303 amino acids. The transcript is spliced from 5 exons. Gene Ontology annotation, molecular function: oxidoreductase activity, acting on the CH-OH group of donors, NAD or NADP as acceptor. NCBI's taxonomy places the organism in Eukaryota, Viridiplantae, Streptophyta, Magnoliopsida, Lamiales, Lamiaceae. Gene Ontology annotation, cellular component: membrane. The record is from RefSeq and is a predicted model, not a curated record.
CUAAAAAUUACUAAAAUUGAGAAGUUUAAAUAAACACCCCCCGCCCCCUCGGGAAGAUUGAAGUCAACGUUGCACAACAUCUCUCAUCCAUGGCGGAAACAAAAACCAAGUAUGCGGUGGUCACAGGAUCAAACAAAGGGAUCGGAUUCGAGAUUUGUAGGCAGUUGGCGUCGAAAGGCGUGACGGUUGUGGUGACCGCCAGAGACGAGAAGAGAGGGCUCGAAGCUCUUGAGAAACUCAAAGCCUUCGGCCUUUCCGAUUUUGUCAUCUUUCAUCAGCUUGAUGUUACCGAUCAAGCAAGCAUUGCUUCUUUCGCUCAAUUCAUUCGAUCCAACGUCGGGAAGCUUGAUAUAUUGAUUAACAAUGCCGGGAUCGGUGGAACCCUGCUCGACCACGACGCUUUCAGAGCUUCUUCUGCAGCUGCCGGUGGUACUGCAGAUGCAGAGGCUAAAAUAAACUGGAGAGAGUUGUUGAGUGAGAGCUACGAGUUAGCGUUAUCAUGUUUGCAAACAAACUAUUACGGUGCUAAGCUUACAACCGAAGCACUGCUUCCCUCACUCCAUCUCUCUGCUUCACCAACAAUUGUGAAUGUGUCAUCUGCAUCUGGGAAGCUUAAGUACGUAGGCAACGAAUGGGCGAAAGGGGUUCUCAGGGACGUCGGAAAUCUGACAGAGGAGAGAAUAGAUGAGGUGGUGAAUGAGUUUCUGAGAGACAUGGAUGAGGGUUGUUUAGAAGGGAAAGAAUGGCCUCAGCUACUUGCAGCAUACACAGUCUCUAAAGCAGCCAUGAAUGCCUACACCAGGCUUCUUGCCAAGAAGGAACCCGGGAUUCGGAUUAAUAGCGUGUGCCCGGGAUACGUGAGAACGGAUCUCAACUACGGCACGGGGGUGUUGACAGUGGAAGAAGGUGCAGAAUGUGCAGUGAUGGCUGCAUUGCUGCCGGAUGAUGGCCCUUCUGGCUUCUUCUUUGUGAAGAAGGAAAUCUCCUCUUUUGAGGAAUGAGUGAAGUUAUAAUUUGUGAAGAUAUAUAUCUCUCUGCUUCAUCAACCAUUGUUGAGGGGAAUGCAUAAAUUUUUAAGAUGAGAUGAUCAACAUAGAUGUGUUAUUGUUUCUUGAUCAUGGAUUCAAAGCUUACACAAUGAAUGGAACACAUGUAGAAGGGGGAUUCAGUGUCCCAUAAUUUUGUUAA